Messenger RNA from Cyprinodon variegatus (sheepshead minnow), 874 nucleotides. Its product is annotated as A disintegrin and metalloproteinase with thrombospondin motifs 7-like. The coding region runs from base 374 to 874 and encodes 166 amino acids. NCBI's taxonomy places the organism in Eukaryota, Metazoa, Chordata, Actinopteri, Cyprinodontiformes, Cyprinodontidae. The record is from RefSeq and is a predicted model, not a curated record. The transcript is spliced from 2 exons.
AGCCUGUGCUCGGUCCUUGAAGAGUCAGCCUAUUGUCUGAAAGUCCUCCCAUCUGUGGGGGUGGCUCUGUAGAAGUUUGCUGAGGAAAAAAGUUUUCAAGCUGUCACUGGUCGUCGGGGGGAGACUGAUGGAGGACAGGAGGACCAGGCAGACAUUAGAGUAGUCAGAGUUAGAUUGCACCCAGAAGCAGUGGGCUCAAAUGAUGAUCAGGGCUGUAUGGGAGACCUUUCUUAGGACUGUGACAGCUGGAGCGCACGGUCCAAGCCAAGCGACGCGCGCAUCUAACUCUGAUGGACUCAAUCUAAAUUAACCGCCCUGGAGGUGUUAGAAAUAAAAUUCAUGUUUCUAACGCACAGGUACACGUCCUGACAAAAUGAUCCGUUCACAGUGGGGGCUCCAUGCUGCGGGACAAAGAGCGUCUCCCAUUCAAGUCCUCGUCGCGCUUCUUUUGGUGCUGGAGAUUUGCAAAACCCUUGGAUCCCCUCACGAUCCAGAGAGAUAUCUGCAUGACCUGCCUCCAUAUGAAGUAGUUCACCCAACUAGAGUUGAUGCCAGAGGCCACUUCCUGUCAAACGUCUUGUCCUACCGCACACGCCGUGUACAACGCCGGGAAACCUCAGAGGACAGUGCGGGUGCCCAUCAAGUCUUCUACCAGUUUCUCCACGGCGGCCACAGCUUGCACUUUAAUCUUACUCUUAAUCCAAACCUGCUGGCUCCGGGCUUUAUGACGGAAAGGAGAUAUGGUGGCCUGGAAGGGGCCAAGAUCCAGCGCCCCGGAGCUCCCGGGUGUUACUAUUUAGGCGAAGUGUGGGACAGGACCACUGUUAAAGGACAUGCCGCAAUAAGUACAUGUGAUGGACUGGUGAGUAUAUAA